Trichechus manatus latirostris (Florida manatee) is the source of this 9219-nucleotide messenger RNA. RefSeq names its product solute carrier family 41 member 3 (gene SLC41A3). The record is from RefSeq and is a predicted model, not a curated record. Gene Ontology annotation, biological process: monoatomic cation transport. The transcript has 11 exons. Bases 142 to 1605 code for a protein of 487 amino acids. Lineage: Eukaryota; Metazoa; Chordata; Mammalia; Sirenia; Trichechidae. Gene Ontology annotation, molecular function: monoatomic cation transmembrane transporter activity. Gene Ontology annotation, cellular component: plasma membrane.
GCAGGGCCGGCCUCUGAGCCCCGCCUCUGCAGCCGCGCUCCAUCCUCCGCGCCAGAUCCCGAGGACUGGCCGGAUCCCGCCUUCCCCGCUGGGAACGGAGAGGGUUCGGGUUAGAGUUGCCAGAAGCUCAGCUGUGCUCAGAUGGAUAGGGCAGAGACCCGGCAGCGGAGGCUGGAAGGCUUUGACAGGCCAGAGGAACUUGGCCUGCCACACACCCAGAGCCCAGGAAGACCUAUUGCAGCCACAGAAGAUGGACCUUGGACUAUUCCUGACAGCCAAUGGGUGGCUCCCAAACAACUCGGGACUGAGCUUAGCAAGGAGACCAUGUUGUCCAUUGGUGUUCAGGUGACACUGCCCUUCCUGUUUGCAGGCCUGGGGCUGUCUAUGGCUGGCGUGCUUUUGAACUAUUUCCAGCACUGGCCUGUUUUUGUGGAGGUGAAAGACCUUCUGACGUUGGUGCCACCUCUGGUGGGCCUGAAGGGGAACCUGGAGAUGACGCUGGCUUCACGACUGUCCACGGCUGCCAACACUGGACAAAUCGAUGAUCCUCAAGAGCAGCACAGAGUCAUCGGCAGUAACCUUGCCCUUGUUCAGGUUCAGGCCACCAUCGUGGGGCUCUUGGCUGCUGUGGCUGCCCUGCUGCUGGGAGCGGUGUCCAGUGAGGAGGUGGACUUUGCAAAGAUGGGGCUGCUGUGUGCCAGCAGUGUCCUCACUGCCUUUCUCGCCUCCUUGGCCUUAGGAAUACUGAUGGUCUGUAUAGUGAUUGGAGCUCGGAAGUUCAGGGUCAACCCAGACAACAUCGCCACACCCAUUGCAGCCAGCCUAGGAGACCUCAUCACACUGUCCAUUCUGGCUUUGGUUAGCAGCUUCUUCUAUAGACACAAAGACAGCUGGUACCUGACCCUGCUGGUCUGUGUGGCCUUUGUCGCUCUGACUCCAGUGUGGGGCAUCAUGGCCAAGCAGAGCCCACCUAUCAUGAAGAUCCUCAAGUUCGGGUGGUUCCCCAUCAUCCUAGCAAUGGUCAUCAGCAGUUUUGGAGGGAUCAUCCUGAGCAAAACCGUCUCUGAACCACAGUACCAAGGCAUGGCCAUCUUCACCCCCAUCAUAUGUGGUGUUGGUGGCAAUUUGGUGGCCAUUCAGACCAGCCGGAUCUCUACCUACCUGCACAUUUGGAGCACACCUGGCGUCCUGCCCCUCUGGAUGAAAAAAUUCUGGCCUAACCCAUGCUCUACCUUCUGUUCCUCAGAAAUCAAUUCCAUGUCAGCCAGAGUCCUGCUCUUCCUGGUGAUUCCAGGCCAUCUGAUUUUCUUCUUAGUUAUCUACCUGAUAGAAGGUCACUCGGUCACAAGCAGCAAGACCUUUGUGGUGCUGUAUCUGCUAGCAAGCCUGAUCCAGGUGACAAUUCUGCUGUACCUGGCAGAAGUGAUGGUUCGUGUGACUUGGCACCAGGCCCUGGAUCCUGACAGCCACUGUAUCCCCUACCUUACAGGGCUGGGAGACCUCCUGGGGACUGGCCUGUUGGCACUCUGCUUCCUUCUUGACUGGCUAUUAAGGAGCAAAGCAGAGCUCGAUAGCCUCUCAGAACUGGUGUCUGUACCUCCCUAACUGAACCUGCCCAGCCCCAGUUGCUCAGUAGAAUUUUCCUUCUCCCUCCCUUUCUGGGGACUCAGGAUGGAUGGCUGACACUUUGCCUCUCCAGUGGCCCUUUGUCAGUCCGCUCACAUGCAUCGACUGUGGAGUUGAUCCCUGAGCCCAGGAUGGAGCCCUGAAAUCAGAAGCAUUGUUUUGUGAGUGUGUGAAUGCAAGCAGGUGUGCCUAGGCAUUAGUGUGUCCCUGUGCCUGGGUGAGUGUGUCAAUGAGGGUGGACACGUGUGGGGAACAGGGUGGUCUGGCCUGAAGAAGCUGGAAGAAGAGGCACAUCUGCUCUACUUUGAGGGGUGUGUCUGCACUGUCUCAGGCCUGUGCAACCUGGAUUGGGGUGGAGCAAGAGAUCCUUUCUGUCCCUGACCUAAGGGCAAUCUGAGUCAUGGCCGAGGCCCAGGCUCCAUGGGCCCCCUGCAGGUGUGCCCUGCAGUGUGUGCAGCCCUUCCCAGAUGGGGCCUUGCACACCCCUCAUCUACUCCCAGUAGAUUCCUACAUUUCUUUUCACUAUAUUUUUUUCCUUUUUUUUUUUUUUUAAUGUGUUUAUUUGUUUUUUAGCAAAAACCUCUGUCUAGAUUUCAGUGAUCAGAGAGGAGUAAAAUAAAACAUAGAUUAUAUAGUACUUGGUCUUUUGUGUCUUUAAAGAUGGUUAAUGGGACCAUGAGACUUGGGGUCCAUAAGUAGCAAAAGCCUCUGACAUUUCUCUAGUUCAGUGUUUCUCAGUGUAAUCUCCAGUCUAGAUACAUCAACAUCACCAGAAAACUUGUUAGAAAUGCGAAGUAUCCCACACUCCUCCAGCCCUACCAAAUCAGAAUCUCUGGCGGCGGGGCCCAGCAAUCUGAAUUCAACAAGCCUUCCCGGUAAUUCUGAUGUGCAGUCAUGUUUGAGGACCCUGCUCCAGUAUCUCAUCCUUAAAAGUGUCUGCUUCCUGUUUCUUAUUAACCCAUCAAAACAACCUUAUCCAUGGUCUGGAGUGAGGAUUAUUAUCUUCCUAUGAUAAAACAGACUAAGACAAAUGAGGUGAUUUCAUCCAUUCAACAAAUAUUGACACAGAACCUCUUGUAUCAGUCAGGGUCCCAGAAGGAUAUAGAUGACAAACUCAACUGGAGCAAUUGGACAGUUGAAGGAAGUAACGGUUUACAAAUAUGUAGGCAGAUAGUAGAAAACAAUAAAGGGUGGUGCAGCACCCUGAGGCUGGACACAGUGGGGGAAUCAUAGCUACACUUAGGCCUAUAAAAGCAAGGUAUGCAUUCACCUGAACUGGAGGAUAGUAGCAUAAGGGUUGCCUGACAGGAUCAGUGGUCUCUAAUAAAGAAACAGAGCCACUACCAGUUUGUGGCCUGGCAGGGAAAGAGUCAGGGUAGUCUCAACCUCCUUCUCUGCCCUCCCUUUCAUCUUCUGCCAGUGUCUCCCAUUGGCCAAACUCAACCAGAAGCCCAAAAACCAGGGAGCCUGUGGAUUGUCCAUAGAGGUUGACCUCCUGGGGCACAGAGCCAGGCAAAGGUGAGGAGUGGAGAAUAUCCAGCACACAAGAUGCCAAGACCUGGUGUAGAUCCUGGUGAUACACUUGUAGGCAAAGCACUCAUCAUCCGUAUCUCAAAGGUCUAUGGGGAGAGAGAGUCACUAAUAACAUCACAUAAAUAAGUAUUAAACUCCAGCUCUGAUAAGUCCUGCAAAGCAGAAGCACAUGGUGUUGUGAAAGCAUGUAGUAAUGAGAGAGAAGAUUUAUCAAGCACUUAACUAUAUGGCUGGCCAUGUUCUAAGCACUUAACAUGUGUUAGCUCAUUAUUAAUAUUAGCCUCACAAAAACUUGAUGAGAUAGAUAUUGUUAUCAUCCCCAUCUAUAAAUGAGGAAACUGAGACAUAGACAGGUUUCUUAACUCUCUUAUGGCGAGUGAGUGGUGGAGCCAGGAUUUGAACUCAGGCAGUCUGGCUCAGAUCCAAGCUAUUCAGGUACUAAAGAGAUUUGACCAAGACAGAAUGAGAAUGUCCAUUCAUUGUGAAGAAUAUAACCAAUAUCACUGAACAAUUUGUGUGGAAAUUGUUGAUUGGGAACCUAAACUGUUAAUGUAAACUUUCACUGAAAACACAAUAAAAUAUUAUUUUUUAAAAAGUGACAAAAUUUCUUUGAGAAAGUGAAAGAUCUAAUGAGACGUCAUUACAAAAGUAACGCAACUGAAAAAAUCAAGUCGUUUUACUUGAGGAUGAGUUGUCUUUUCUCUGGAGAACAUGCAUGAAAUGUGUUGCCUCUGUCUUUGCGAUCUCUUUAGCAUCUUGCCUGUGUGGCACACAUUCUGGUUUAAUAUUUAUUCAAUAAUAAAUGAGAAUAAUAAAUCAUCGUUUUCAUUCCCGUCUACCAUUGUGGAGAGGUUUUCUGGGUUGGAAGAAGGUUUUCUUUUAAUUAUAUUUAAUUAAAGUCAACGCUUUCUAUUCACCAAAGUUACAGUAAAAUAUUUAAAAAGUAAAUAUAGGUGUUAACAUGAUUGUAAACCCUUACCUGUCCAUCAUUUUGUCAUACUGUGGUGGUUUGUGUGUUGCUAUGUGCUGGAAUCUAUGCCGCUGGUGUUUUAAAUACGAGUAGGGUCAUCCAUGAUGGCCAUGUUUCAGCAGAGCUUCCAGACUAAGACAGACUGGGAAGAAAAAUUAUCCAGUGAGAACCUUAUCCAUCAUUGUCCAACUCUCUUGCUUUGGACAUAUCAUCAUGGGGGAUCGAUCGCUACAGGAGGACAUCAUGUUUGGUGAAGUAGAAGGCCAGUGAGGGUGUGGGAGACCCUCAGUAAGGUAAAUUGGCACAGUAACUGCCACAAUGGACUCGAACAUGCUGGUGAUUGUAAGGAUGACACAGGACUGGGCAACGUUUCGUUCUGUUGUACAUAAGGUCUUCGUGAUCUGGAGUCGACUCAAUGGUAGCUAAGAGAACAACAUGAUUUUUAAAAUCUUAACUCUUUCAAAAGCGAGAAGACUUGGCUCUAUUGAACAACCAAGGACAUGAUAAAGUCAGCAUAUAAGACACAGAAUUUUUGCCUUCUAGGAAGAUUACUCAGAAAGUAAAGAUAACCUGUUAUAACUUCUUACUAAGAGCAAGGCAGUAAUUCAAGAAAAUUUUGUCAUUGUAACAGAAAACCAAAUUCUAGUUUUGCCUUAGUAUAUUUGAUACCAGAACUCUUUUAAAAUCUUAUAAAUAAAGCUAUCAAAUCUUAGCUAGCUUUGACCAUAAGAAAUAACAUUCCUUUCCACAGCCUUUCUGUAUCCAUUCAGAUUUUGUCCUAUACUUUCCUCAUUCUCAUUCUGGAACAGCCAGUUAUUUUACUUUAGGACUUUAUACUCUUUUGCCUUAACAAAACACAUCCUACCUGCCUUGUGUACUUAAUCUAGACUAAAUCCAAUAUUUUAAGUUACCAAAAAGACAUUGGAAACUGUUUUUAAAGCAACAUACUACAAAACAUAAUUACUGCUUAGAUAAACUUUUGUAAGAAUAAACUCACUUUCAUGGAUUUCUGAGAACAUUAGGGAUAUCCAAUUUAUAUAAGCACUUAUUUAUUUCUAAACCAAUUAGAAUAGAGCCCCUUGAAGGAAUAUUAUAAUCUAAUUUGGUGAUAUUAUUCAGAGUUACGAAAAUAUUACAUAUACAUAGAUAUCAUAUACAUACCUGUAUAAAUAUACAUACAGACACAAACGGCCCAUAAAUUUAAUUCCAAAAUUGCAGCCAUAAAUCAGGCAUAAGUGCAGAAAUAAAAAAUUCACUGGUGCAUAUAAGAGAGUGGGCUUUCAUUCUCAUCCCACACUUACAUUUUUACCAGUAUUGUUUUUGUAUCAGAUGGGAUAAGUUGAGGUUACCUGCUCAAUAUGAGGGUUGAAAUAUCCCCAACAAUUGUGAAGGAGACCAAUGAGAUAUUCCCUGCCAUACGUACAAUUUUCUACAGACUGUGGACUCAAUUUUGGUGAGGGACUGAGGAUUUGGGUUAUGGUAAAUGUUCGGUUUAGGUUUAGUGUUAGGGUUAGAGUUAUGGUACAGGAUAGAGUUAGUUUAGGCUUAGGGUUAAGACUAGGACUAGGUUUAGGGUUAAAUGUAGGUAUAUGGCAAAGGUUAAGAUGAGGUUCGUGUUUGGUUUUAGAUUUAGGGUUAGGGUUAAGUCUAGGGUUAUGGUUAGAGCAAAUUGGGUUAGGGCUAGGGUUAGUGUUACGGUUUGGGUUAGAUAAAGGGUUAUGUUAAGGGUUAAGGUUAAAUUUAGGGUUAUGGUUUGAUUUAAGCCUAGGUCUGUUGAGGGUUAGGGAAAGAUUAGGGCAAUGGUUAUGUUAGGAUUAAAAUUAGGGUUGACUGACACAACACUGCACAGAUUCUCCCAUGCAAGUACGUAUAGUCAAGAGAGUUAUCCUAGUCUGUAAAGUACACCAUGUCUUACAAGAACAGGAAUGUUCCCUGUACAUUUCUUUGAUUGAGAAGACUUUGUACAGAUUUUCUCAUUCAAGUACAAGAAAUCAAGAGUGUUAUCCUGUUUUUCAGAGGACAUCAUGUGUAACAAGGACGAAAAAGUUUACAGCACAUUCUUUGAGAGAAAUUUUUGCAUAGAUUUUCCUAUUCAAAUACAUGAAGUCAAGAGAGUUAUUCUGGUUUUUAAAGUGUAUCAUAUAUAAUAAGAAUGGGAAAGUCCUCAAUCCAUCCUUUGAGAAAACUCUUGGCACAGAUUUUCCCAUGCAAGUACAUGAAGUCAAGAGCAUUAUCCUGGUGUUCAUAGUAUAUCAUGUGUAAGAACAUUGUUUGAGAAAACUUUUUGCAUUGAUUUUCUUAUUGAAGUACACAAGUCAGUAGUUAUCCUGAAAUUAAAAAAAGAGCGAGAGUUAUCCUGGUUAUCAAAGUACAUCAUGUUUUAAAAGGACGCAGAAGUACCCAGCGCAUCCUUUGAUUGAGAAAUACUACACAGAUUUUCCAACUGAAGCGCAUGACAUGAAUUUAACAGCGUUUUCAAGUUCUUAAGGUACAUCGUGUAUAACAAAGACAUGAAAACUUCCCCUACAUUCUUGGACUGAGAAAACACUAAACAGGUUUUCCCAUUCAAGUACAUGAAGUCAAAAUAGUUUUCCAGGUUUUCAAAUUACGUCUUGUGUAAAGAGGAUGCGAAAGGUCCCAAAACAUUCAUUAAGUGAGAAAACACUACACACAUUCUGUCAUGCAAGUACAUGAAAUCAAAAGCAUCCUACUAUUCAAAGUACAUCAUGUAUUACAAGAAUGGGAAAAUUCUAAAUACAUUCUUUGACUGAGAAAACACACGUUCUCCCAUUCAAUUACAUGAAAUAAAGAGAGUUAUCCUGCUUUUCAAUGUACAUUGUGUAACAAGAAUGGGAAAGCUCCCAAUCCAUUCUUGGGCUGAGAAAACUCUUUGCACAGAUAUUGCCAUUCAAGUACAUGAAGUCAAGAGUGUUAUCCUGGUUUCCAACAUACAUCAUGUGUGAUAAGGACAUGAAAUUGCCACGUACAUUCUGUGAUUGAGAAAAUACUACAUAGAUUCUCCCCUUCAGUUAAAUGAAGUCAAUAUAGGUUUUCAAAGUAUGUCUUGUAUUGCAAGGAUGGCAAAAUUCCCAGUAUAUUUUUUGACCAACACAACACUACACAGAUUCUCCCAUGCAAGAAUAUGUAGUCAAGAGAGUUAUCCUAGUUUGCAAAGUACAAUGUGUCUUACAAGAACAGAAAAGUUCCCAACACAUUCUUUGACUGAGAAAACACUAUACAGAUUCUCCCAUUCAAAUACAUGUAAUAAAGAGACUUACCCUAAUGUUCAAUGUAAAUUGUGUGUAACAAGGAUGGAAAAGUUCCCAACCCAGUAUUUCACUGACAAAACUCUUUACACAGAUUCUCCCAUUUAAGGACAUAAAAUUAAGAGAGUUACCCUGGUUUUUAAAGUACAUCAUGUGUAAUAAGAAUGGGAAAGUUCUCAACCCAUUCUUUGGCUGAGAAAACUCUUUGCACAGAUUCUCCCAUGCAAGUACAUGAAAUCAAGAAUGUUACCCCAGUGUUCAUAGUACAUCAUGUGUAAGAACAGGAAAGUUCACAGCACACUGUUCGACUGAGAAGAAUUUUGCAUGGAUUUUCCUAUUGAAGUACAUGAAGUCAAGAGAGUUAUCCUGGUUUUCAAUGUAUAUCAUGUGUAACAAGGAUGCAAAAGUACCCAACACAUCCUUUGAAUGAGAAAUACUACACAGAGUUUCCAAUUGAUGCACAUUAAUUCAACAGAGUAUUUCAAGUUUUCAAGGUACAUAGUGUAUAACAAGGGAAUGGAAAUUUCUCAUACAUUCUUUGACUGAGAAAACUUUUUACAUAGAUUUUCUCAUUCAACUACAUGAAGUCAAGAGAGUUAUCCUGAUUUUCAAAGUACAUCAGUAUAACAAGGAUGAGAACUUGCCCAACACAUUCUUUGAAUGGAAAUGCAACAUAGAUUUUCUUCAGUACAAGUACAAAAAUCAAAAUAGUUUUCCAGAUUUUCCAAGUAAGUCUUGUAUUUCUUGGACGAGAGAGUUCCCAAAACAUUCAUUGACUGAAAAAUCACUACACAGACUCUACCAUUCAAGUAAAUGAAUUCUACAUAUGUUUUCAAAGUACAUCUUGUAUUGCAAGAAUGGCAAAGUUUCCAAUACAUUCUUUGACUGACACAGCACUACACAGACUCUUCCAUGCAAGUAGAUGAAGUGAAGAGAGUUAUUCUGGUUUCCAAGGUACAUUGUAAGUUACAAAGACAGGAAAGUUCCCAAUCCAUUAUUUCAGAUAAUACUAUGCAAGUUAUCCAUUCAAGGACAUGAAGUCAAGAGAGCUAUCCUGGUUUCAAAGUAUAUCAUGUGUAACAAGUACUGAAAAUAUCCAACACAUUUUUUGAGUGAGAAAUACUAAACAGAUUCUCCAAAUGAAGCAUAUGAAUUCAACAGAGUUUUUCAAGUUUUAAAGGUACCCCAUGGAUAAGAACAUGAAAAUUUCCCAUACAUUCUUCAAACGAGAAAACAGUACCAACAUUCUCCCAUGCCAGUACAUGAAUCAAGAGAGUUAUUCUGGAUUUCAAUGUACAUCGUGUGGAACAAAGAUGGGAAAGUUCCCAACCCAUUCUUUGAGUGAGAAUAUUCUUUGUACAUAUUUUACCAUUCAAGUGCAUGAAACCAAGAGAGUUAUCCUGAUUUCAAAAUACAUUGUGUUGUACAGAGACAAGAAAUCCAACCAAACACUAAUGUUAAAUUACCUCUACCACUAACUGUAACCCUAUUCGCAGCCCUAGCCAUAACCCUAACACUAUCUGUAACCCUAACCUAACCCUAACUCUAACCCUAGGCCUAAGUCUAACCCUAACACUAGCCUUAGCCAUAAAUCUAACCCCAAACCUAACCCUAACCCUAUUCAGAAUCCAAAACCAUAACUCUAGACAUAAUCCUACCCCUAAACCUAGCCCUAAUCUUAGCCCUACCCCUAACAUAGCCCUACCCUAACUCUAACCAUAGCCCUAGCCUUAAUUAUAUCCCUAAACCUAACCCUAGCCCUAACUAUAUUCCUAGCCCUAGCGCUAACCCUAAUGGUAACCCUAAUCCUAACCCUAAACCUAA